UUGUUUUUUUCGGCGUUCGAGUAUUAAAACAUUUAUCUAAGAACGUACAGUCGUACUGCUUCACUCCACUUUCAGCCACCCAACAACGAAGAUGUCAUCGGAAUCAGUGAUGUUUGAAAACUCCACCCGGACCUACUCACAGGAUCUGGAGGAAUUGCUAAUGAAGCAGAGAGAUGCCAGGACAAAAGACUGGUUUCUGGCCGAGUCGUUAACGCCGCUAUUUGCCAUUUUGGGAGUGUAUUUGGCGUUCUGCAUCUACGUUGGACCGCGCAUAAUGCGCAAUCGCAAACCAUUCGAAUUGAAGAAUACCCUGAUAGUCUAUAAUGCCCUACAGGUCGUUUUCAGUGCUGUGCUUGUCUAUGAGUUCUAUGUCUCCGGCUGGGGCCACUACAAUUACAAAUGUGAAGCUGUAAACUAUGGUACCGAUCCAAAAUCAAUGAGGAUGGCUAGAGCGGUAUAUCUGUACUAUAUUGCCAAACUUACGGAAUUACUGGAUACGGUCUUCUUUGUUUUGCGCAAAAAAGAACGUCAAAUUAGUUUCCUGCAUUUGUAUCAUCAUGCCUCGAUGCCUUUGGCAACUCUAAUUGGGGUUCAAUAUUUCGCAGGUGGUCAAGGUACAAUUGUCUGCUUGGUCAACUCCUUCAUUCACAUCAUUAUGUAUGCCUACUAUAUGCUGGCAGCUAUGGGUCCCAAAGUUCAGAAAUAUUUGUGGUGGAAGAGGUACCUUACCAUUCUGCAAAUUGUCCAAUUUGUCAUUGUCUUUAUUUCCACCAUCCAAAUCCAAUUCCAACCAAACUGUGCCUAUAACAAAAUCAUUAGUAUCGGCUUGACCCUGAAUGCUAGUCUCUUCAUUUACUUGUUUUCGGCAUUCUACGUCGAAAGCUAUAAGAAGGAGAACAAAAAGAAGAUCACCAAUGGUGAUGUCACCAAAAAAGCCGCUGUUCUCAAACAAGAUUAGAUUAAAUUCCGCUCUCCAUCGACUUAGUUAUAAUUCCAUUUUAGUCAUAUAUUAGGUGUAACAUAAUGAUACAAUGUAGAAAUAAAUAUAAUUACUGUAGAAAAAAAUUGAA
Molecule: messenger RNA, 1070 nt
Organism: Musca domestica (house fly)
Lineage: Eukaryota; Metazoa; Arthropoda; Insecta; Diptera; Muscidae
Product: elongation of very long chain fatty acids protein AAEL008004
Exons: 5
Coding region: 92-958 (288 amino acids)
Biological process (GO): very long-chain fatty acid biosynthetic process; fatty acid elongation, polyunsaturated fatty acid; sphingolipid biosynthetic process
Cellular component (GO): endoplasmic reticulum membrane
Molecular function (GO): fatty acid elongase activity
Source: RefSeq, a predicted model, not a curated record